UAUCUUUAUUCUCAUGCUGGUAUCAGAGUUACCUUUUGAGAUCCUCUUAAGAGUUGCAGAGCAUCUAUCAAAAAGUGACAAGACUUCCUGUGCUUCGGUUUGCAAAAGGUGGACCCCUCCGUUUCAAGAGUCUCUCUGGAAGAAUAUCAAGGCAAAGUCCCUAAAAGAUAUAGAUAGAUUUUACAAUCUUUCAAAGCAUUCGACAAACAAGUUUCCGUAUACUCUCAACAGAAGUCUGAUUAUUGGAGGGAAGAGUACCUUUACCGACUGGCUGAAAUGCUGUAUCUUUCAGACAUUUCCGAACUUGAUGCACCUUGACAUUCUGUCUAUGCGUAUGGAAAACAAAGAUGUACACGAGUCAGAAUAUUGUGGUCCAAUCAAGUCACUUGUUAGCCUACACUUAAAAUUUUCUACUAUGGGGAAGCCGAUGGUUACGCCAAAAAUCAUCAGGUUUAUCGCACAAUUUCCUAGCCUCGAAAAAUUAAAUAUCCAUUCAUAUGGUCCGUAUUAUUCAAUGCCCUUGACUACGAGUGACAUCAACACCAUUCACCAAAAUUCACCCCAGCUAAAAUCUAUCAAGGGUUACAUCUCCCUCGAUAACAUCGACCAAGAUUCUGUGAAAACUAUUCCAAACACUAUGCCCGUACCCUUAGUAAAAGCACUUGAUCUCCUCAUUACAAGCCAGAGUUGUCUAUGGUCGCAUUACCUAUGGUUGUGUUACUUUAGGUACAAAUAUCCGAAGCUGCGUAGCUUGAAAUUGAAUAUCGUGUGUAAAGAAGGCGGCUUUAGCUUUAAAGAGUAUAAUAAGAGAAACGGAUCGUUUUCUAGUUCGGCCACACCAGUAUUUCUACUCUUAGAAACCGUUCAAUUCCAUAUUAAUGACAAGAGAAAAAUCCCGAACGCUUUUCUUUGGGACAUCAUUCAGCAGUCAAGUACUUCAAUUAAGAGGUUAAAAUACAAGACCUUUUCAAACACUAGAAAAACUGCCCCCAUCGAAGAAGCCGAACCUUUUAAUAUUAAUAAUAUUAUAAUACCAAAUUUCUCUCGCUAUCCACUAUUGGUGGAUCUUGAUAUCGAAUACAGCAAUAUAUCAAUUGCCUUGGACGAUCUAUUGGAUAACUGUAGAGCACUUAGGCAUCUUUACCUUUCCAAAGUACAGCUGUGUACCAGUAGACACGCACACAAUAACCCGAUACAACAUGCAUUACAGACCUGUGAUUUAGAGGAUAUUAUUAUAAAGACUUCUGUAUUUAAUUAUAUCUCUUUCAGAUGUAGAAGUUUGGACCUUAUAAAACUGACUAGACUAAAAAUCUGUGGGUCGAUAUCUAAAGAAACGGGAGGCAUGGACAUUGACAUGUCCUAUACAAGAAUCAAAAUGCUGAUAAUCGACCGUAUCAAAUUCUACUCAUCCAGCAAUAAUAUCAACGACAGCACUAAAGUCAACUUGUUUUUGCUAUCCCAUCUACCCGAAACCAGUCAGCCAAAUGAAAAUAUAAAGAUGAAAAAUGUAGAAUCUCCUAUGAGCUUCAUACGUUGGUUCCACAGCAUCAAGAAUGAUGAACAGUCUCACAAUUUUAAGCAAGACUCCAGAGAGCUUUCGGAUCAAGAUGGCCAGGAAGUACUUGAUUAUUAUCAUAAACACUCUUAUACAAAGGUCAGCAAUGGGCAAGAACAGAAGAAAUACUUUGAAAGAUCUUUAAAGGACUAUUGGGAAAAGGAUCUCUGCAGAGGUUAUGCCGAAUUUAGAUGUGGUUACAUAGCUAAAUAUGUUAUACCUCAAUUGUGGUAAUGUUUUAUACUUUGUCUAUUCAAAAAAAUCAAAAAUAAAAGAAAAUGGAAGAAACAGUUGAAUAU
This is a messenger RNA of Phycomyces blakesleeanus NRRL 1555(-), 1854 nucleotides long. RefSeq lists its product as hypothetical. Gene Ontology annotation, molecular function: protein binding. Lineage: Eukaryota; Fungi; Mucoromycota; Mucoromycetes; Mucorales; Phycomycetaceae. The record is from RefSeq and is a predicted model, not a curated record. The transcript is spliced from 2 exons. Bases 14 to 1789 code for a protein of 591 amino acids.